Molecule: messenger RNA, 1080 nt
Organism: Lolium perenne
Lineage: Eukaryota; Viridiplantae; Streptophyta; Magnoliopsida; Poales; Poaceae
Source: RefSeq, a predicted model, not a curated record
CCUUCUCGAUCUAUAUUGUGUGUCUUCUUGAUCUCUUGGUCCAUAACUCCAUAUACUCCCUCUGUUAAUAUCCUCCACGAUCUUUCUAGCUCUAUAGCUCGAUCUAUAUUGUGACCACACCAAUGGCCUCAGGUUUUGCCGGCUUUGCUCUCAAGGCGGCAGUCGUCGCUGCCGUUCUAUCUUUGCUGUUCAUCCCUUCGUUGGCCCACUGUCGACCGUCGCUCGGGCCGGUGCCACCACCGCCGCCGCCGCCAUCGCCAUCGCCAUCGCCACCGCCUCCUCCGGCGCUUCCAGUAUUAUGCAGCGACUGUCUUUCGCCAUGCAUCUCGAAGUGCAGCGUCUCCGUUCCAGCGACAUGCCGCGAAUACUGCGUCAAUUCCACAUCAUACUGCCAGACCUGCAUGGACGGGAACGAUUCUGCUUGCCGCGUACUCUGCAAACGCGACUGCGCCGGCUCCUGUCCGCCGGCAUUAUGCACCGACUGUUAUCCGAACUGCACCUCGGCGUGCAGCGUCUCCGUUCCCCAGAUAUGCAGCGAAUCCUGCGCCCCUAACUCCACUGGUCCAUUUCCAUGCCAGACCUGCCUGGACGGCUACGGCAAGCAGUGCCGAGACUCCUGCGAAACCGACUGCGUCGGCGCCGUCGGCCCUGCCACCUGCCUGGCCAUACUCUCUCCCACGCCGGCGCCGGCGCCAGCUCCGGGGCCGCCUGUGUUAUGCAGAGACUGCGUCUCGCAUUGCGGCUCGACGUGCGCCGUCUCCGUUCCCCCGAAAUGCAGACAGUACUGCGACAAUACGCACUGCGACGAGUGCAAGUCCGCCUUCAUCCACGAGCACUGCGAGGCGGAGUGCUGCAGCAACGUCGACGGCACGUGCAGCAGCUGCGGCUGCGACCGCACCGCUGACCGUGCAUGCUACGGCGCCUGCACCAGCAUCUCAUGCCAGCCAUGCCUCGAAGGGGAUGGCAAGACCUGCCGGGAAGACUGCAACGCCCACUGCACCGACACCUGCAUCAACGACUGAAGUUUGGGGGCCAAGUGGAGUAGCAACUGGUGCUUUAUUUUCUCAGCUAGUAGAUACU